CAUUUUUACUGUUUUCUGUAGACAUGAUGCCUCAUAUGAUUCCCAUGCAACAACCUGAUGUCCCAGCUCUUCCCAACAAGAUCCUAUUUUUAACCCAACUACCCCCAGAGACAACCCAAAUGAUGUUGGCUAUGUUGUUCAACCAGUACGAUCUCACUCCAUUGCUUUUUAUUGCUAGUUUAAAUUUCAAAAUUUUUCCGCACUUGCUUUUGUUGCCAAAAUGAUGUUUGAAAAACGACUGUCACACAAAACUAAUUAUCAUUUCUUAAUUGGUUUGGGUUUUGUGCAAAAUGCAAUGACUGUUAGUUUAGCAGAGUUUGUUACUACUAGAAGUUACUAUCGCAAGGAAAGUGCUGCCUCACUCGCCUAGGGAUCAAAGGCAGCAUGCGCUAUUUGCUGAAUAAGGAGCUAUUUAAAUAAUCCCGCUUUGCCAGUGCGAGAUGCGAGGCGGUAUUAUUAAGUUACGGUGCACGAUUCAGCAAAAAUCACAUUAUUCUCUAAAGACCGAAAACCGGAUACCGAAACUAUAUUUUUCCACUCCAGCUCCAAGAACGCACGAAAUAUCUAAUUGCGCGAAAAUUCGAAAUUUGAAAGGCAACCCGGCAAACAAAUGAAAAAGCACUCUUUUGACAGCGUAGAUUGAUUUCUAAUUAAUUAGAUGGCAUUUGAAGACUGCGUAUACCUCUAUGAUACCUUUAUUAUACAUGCAUUAAGUAUCAGUUUUGACCACUUGCCAUCAGGUAAGUUGGACAUGAAAAUUAGUUGCCCUGAAUAAAAUUCACUUCUCAGCAGACAAUGGCCACUGGGGUACCUAGGUAGAGAGUAUAAAUUAAGUGGACAACAUGUUGACCCGUUCUCGCGCUGCUCUAUAUGGCUAUGUUAUACUGCCUCAGAUGUAGCUUUGGUCCACAAAAAACAAAAUUUGAAUCAAGUACAUGCACUAUAAAAAAAUCAUCCGACAAUGAAUUAAAACAUAAACUUAAAGAUGCCCAGCUUUUUGUGGCAAGGCAACUUUCACAAUCGGGCAAGCAAGAUAAACGUUUACUUGCCCGCCAUGAUAUUCACUUGCCCCGGGAAUAAAGCGGGCAAGUAUUAAGUUACACCUCUGAGCAUAAUGUAUAAAUUAUGCAAUGGACAAUUACAAUUCUACCCGGCAGAGCAAGACAAACUUAUACCAAUUUCCCGCCAAAUUUAAUCAAUUUGUUCUUGGGCAAUGCCCAUUAGCCCGACAAAUUUUCGUAUUGAUACAGGGUUUUCAGUUUUGUGCGAGACUUUAGCUAAUGGCGAUGAAGCCAUGGCGAUAGAUAAUAUUUCUACCGAUAGAAUUUACAAAUUUGGGCGAGUACACAUAAUAGAGACGUGACUAAACGUAAAAGCUCUGGCGAAUUUGGGUGGGGUUGAAUGAAAAAGUCUCGCGAAAUUCGCCGUUCGCCGGCCUAAACUGAAAACCCUGGAUAUAUUUGAUAUACAAGUUUUCAUGUAUAUUUUUUCCAACAUUUUUAAAAAACUUAAAUGACGUGUGUGUUUGUUUUCUUUGUUUCUUUCUCUUCCACCUUCUAGAUUUCCUGGUUUCCGAGAAGUUCGACUCGUUCCUGGAAAGUCUGACAUCGCUUUCGUAGAAUUUGAGAAUGAAGUCCAAGCGGGAACGGCGAAGGAUGCUCUACAAGGGUUCAAGAUCACGCCGACAAAUGCAAUGAAGAUAACAUUCGCGAAGAAAUGAAAACAUUUACACAUCCAGGUUUUUGUUUACGUACAGUACUUUCUUUCGAAGAUGGGACUCGUUCUUAUGGCUAAGGUUUCAAGAUAAACUGUCCAUAUUCUUGUAACAAAAUCGUCACAAUAGGCAAAACGCUUGGUAUUUUGGUACUCAGUGCUUCUACAUAACGUCAUACAAGUGGCUUUCAUUGCUGUCAAUUUAAAAAUUGCGAACCGGCAUUUUUGUCGAGCUCAGUCAGGUCAUUCCGAAGCUGGAUUUCAGUAAGCACAGGUGAAUUUGAGAGUUUAGAACGGCAACGGUAUAAGACAAACUUGUAUUCAAUCGAAAGCAUGUAUUACUAAACUCUCUUUCCUCUUAAAAGUGCUUAUUAUUUUAAACAACUCUGAAGCACUACUAGUCAGAAAAACAGCUACUUCGAACGUAAAAACUUUUUUAUGAGACGUAGACAUGAUGUACAGUAAAUAACGUACUAGUUUGAACAACUAUGGCGUACUAGUAUGCUCAAGGGAAUACAAUGGACCAUUUUCAUUACAGACUAAAUUUUGAUCUAAACAAAUCUAGACAAAGAUUUCAUCACAGCUUGAAAGAGCAUCACAAAAUUAGUAAUAUUCCAAAGUUUCGUUGCGAAAUAUUGUAAAAUGUGGAGAAUAUAGCCUUGCGAAGUUUGCCGUUUUUCAGUCAUUUUCUAUUACAAACGGGAAAUUGACAGCCACAAAGGGUAUUAGGCUGUCAAUUUCCCCCGCGUAAUGCAAAAUGACUGAAAAACGGCAAACUUGCAAGGCUAUAUUAUCCGCAUUUUACAACAUUUCGCAACGAAACUUUGGAAUAUUACUAAUUUUGUGAUGCUCUUUCAAGCUGUGAUGAAAUUUUUGUCUACACAUGCAUAUUCAUAAGCGUUGCCGUUUUGAUUCUCACACUCACUACUUUCCGUCAGCAGAUGGUUUUCAGAGCGAGAAAAUCAUCAAGUUCUUUUCAUUAUAUAUGUACAGGGGCGUACCUUAGCGGAGGGGGGCGGUUGUACAACCCCACUUUUGGCUAAGAUUGACUGUAGGAUUGGAAAAUGACACGAUGCUCGGUUAAAUAAGGGAGAGGUCGUUGGUAAAAUUUUUAUACAGAGUCUUUAUCCAGCACUAAUGCUGCUGUUUUCAGUUGUUUUUACAAAUAGUAUUUUACAUUAUAGAUUUUGAAUCACAUUGUACCUGUUAUAGAAAUUGAAAAUUCAACUUUGAACUUUUUGACUUUGUUAGAACUCGAAGGGAGGGGAUAAGUGGAGUUAAAAAUGGAGUGUCAACACCCCCUUCCUGCCACAUACAGUCCUACACCUCCAUUUUUGAAAUGGCUAAGGAACGCCACUGUAUAUUUAGUAGGCUUGUAAAUACAAAAAAAUACUGUAAAAGGGAGAGAGAAAUGUAGUUGAAUUUGUUUUCUUUAAGGAGGGUCCACACUACUGAAAUCCAGCAACAUGCCGCUAAUAAUUUUCCAUUGAAAGCUAUUCAAUGAAAGCAGUCUACUGUUUUUACGCAAAAAUAUUAGGAUUUGAUCGCGGAAAAGCCUCGAAAAGAAAAGUCUGGGAUGUGUCGAGUCCGGGUCGAACGCUUUUCUGUAAAUCUUACCACAAGAAUAUUUUUAAUAAAACUGUAAAUACAUUUGUCGUGACAUUGAUGUAAACGGUAUCAGAUUGAUUGUACCAGUCGAAAUAAGUACAGACAUAUCUAACGACUUUAUACCAAUAAACCGUCCGUGCCUAUUUUGGAUGGCAAAGCAAAGCAACUUUCCAUAUCCAUUCACAUCUAUAUGCAUCCUCGUUCCCAGGGACUCUCAGCCGCGCGCUACCUUCAGGCCCUGG
Molecule: messenger RNA, 3563 nt
Organism: Paramuricea clavata
Lineage: Eukaryota; Metazoa; Cnidaria; Anthozoa; Malacalcyonacea; Plexauridae
Source: the annotation of a GenBank genome assembly